Molecule: messenger RNA, 246 nt
Organism: Linum tenue
Lineage: Eukaryota; Viridiplantae; Streptophyta; Magnoliopsida; Malpighiales; Linaceae
Source: the annotation of a GenBank genome assembly
UUGGAUUACCCUGGAGUUGGACCUGAGCAUAGCUUUCUGAAAGAGAAAGGCCGUGCUGAAUACUAUUGUGUCACUGAUGAGGAGGCACUAGAAGCAUUUAAGAGAGUAUCAAGACUAGAAGGCAUAAUCCCGGCUCUGGAGACAUCUCAUGCUUUGGCUUACCUUGAGAAGCUUUUCCCUACCCUCCCUGAUAAAACUAAGGUCGUACUGAACUGCAGCGGCCGAGGGGACAAGGAUGUUCAGACU